GGCAUUUUGGUAAGAAAAAAAUUGAAAACCAAUAUUUAUAUCUGUAAAGCCUUCGUUCAUGGACGUUUUAGAUACUGAUGAAUAAAUGGACAGACUACUCAGAUUAGGUGGUGGUAUGCCAGGACUCGGCCAGGGUGCCCCUCCAUCAGAUGCCCCUGCAGUAGACACACAAGAACAAGUUUAUAUAUCAUCUUUAGCUCUGUUGAAGAUGUUAAAGCAUGGUAGAGCUGGUGUUCCCAUGGAAGUUAUGGGUCUGAUGUUGGGAGAAUUUGUUGACGAUUACACAGUCAGAGUCAUUGAUGUGUUUGCUAUGCCUCAGUCAGGAACUGGUGUAAGUGUAGAAGCUGUAGAUCCAGUAUUCCAGGCCAAGAUGUUGGACAUGCUCAAACAAACAGGAAGGCCAGAAAUGGUAGUUGGUUGGUAUCACUCCCAUCCAGGAUUUGGUUGUUGGUUGUCUGGUGUAGAUAUUAAUACACAACAGAGUUUUGAGGCUCUGUCUGAGAGAGCUGUGGCUGUUGUGGUUGAUCCCAUUCAGUCUGUAAAGGGCAAGGUUGUAAUUGAUGCUUUUCGAUUAAUCAACCCAAACAUGAUGGUAUUAGGACAAGAACCAAGACAGACAACAUCAAAUUUAGGUCAUUUACAAAAACCAUCAAUUCAGGCAUUGAUUCAUGGACUCAAUAGACAUUACUACUCCAUUGCCAUCAACUAUAGAAAAAAUGAACUAGAACAGAAGAUGUUACUCAACCUACACAAGAAGAGUUGGGUAGAUGGCUUAUCUCUAGAAGAUUAUAAUACACAUUGUACUAAUAAUGAAAAGACUGUCAAAGAUAUGUUAGAGUUAGCAAAGAACUAUCACAAGGCUCUAGAAGAAGAAGAAAAGAUGACACCAGAGCAGUUGGCAAUAAAGAAUGUGGGAAAACUGGACCCCAAGAGACAUUUAGAAGAACAUGUAGAUGUACUUAUGACCAAGAAUAUUGUCCAGUGUCUAGGAGCAAUGUUACAUGCAGUAGUGUUCAAAUAAACUUUUCUGUUAUAUGUGUUUGAUCUGACAUAAAUUGUAAUUUAAAUAAAAUAUAUGAUAAAAAAAAUA
Mytilus trossulus (common blue mussel) is the source of this 1090-nucleotide messenger RNA. Its product is annotated as 26S proteasome non-ATPase regulatory subunit 14. Gene Ontology annotation, molecular function: protein binding; proteasome binding; metallopeptidase activity. The transcript is spliced from 11 exons. The coding region runs from base 86 to 1021 and encodes 311 amino acids. Gene Ontology annotation, biological process: proteasome-mediated ubiquitin-dependent protein catabolic process; protein deubiquitination. Lineage: Eukaryota; Metazoa; Mollusca; Bivalvia; Mytilida; Mytilidae. The record is from RefSeq and is a predicted model, not a curated record. Gene Ontology annotation, cellular component: proteasome regulatory particle, lid subcomplex.